This is a messenger RNA of Didymodactylos carnosus, 936 nucleotides long. The record is from the annotation of a GenBank genome assembly. NCBI's taxonomy places the organism in Eukaryota, Metazoa, Rotifera, Eurotatoria, Philodinida, Philodinidae.
AUGGCUUCAUCUGCGUCAACCAGUAAAUGUCAGUUUAAUACUGAAUGUAAAAAAAGUGGUAUCGCUUUGUGUGACGGAUGUAAAUCGAAAUUUUGUACCGAACAUUUUGUUCAACAUAGACAAAAGCUAAACAAUGAUUACCAAAGUGUACUGACUGAUCGAGAUCUGUUGAGACAACAUUUCAAUUCACCUAUGCUCGACGAUGCUAAUCAUGAGCUAUUUAAACAGCUUAAUGAAUGGCAAGUGGAAAUGACUGAACAAAUUGAACACACAGUCGAAAAUGGUCGUAAAAUGCUUCUACAAGCAAUUAAUGAUAACCGUAUUAAAAUCUGUGAAGUAUUUGGCCAGCUGAGUGAAGAUCUGCGUAUAUGUUCGGAAAAUGAUAGUUAUUAUGAAGAAGAUAUCAAAAGAUUUGCUCAGCAGUUGAAACAAUUGGAAACUGAAUAUUCAACAUCAACAAAUAUUCAUCUUAAAUUUCAGCCAGUUGAUUUAAAACGUACAAUAAAAGUUGAGGACGAUCACAAACAACAACCAAAUGAAUCAAUAACUAGAGAAGUAGUAGCAGUACAAGUUUCGUUACCGGCACCUAUAUCGAAAAAACCAUUAUUCAACAGUCUGUCGAUAUUCAGAGAAAUGCCAAAAUCUACCAUUAAUACAGCGUCAGAAUAUUUAUCUGCAUCUGGCGAACAAAUUCUGAAUUCUGAAUACAUUAAUAAUUGGCUGAUUGGAGAAACAAGAGAAGCAGAAAAUUAUCACACAUUAAAAUUAUUAAACAAACAAGGUCAAGUUGUUGAUAUUGAUGUUGUUUAUGGAAAAGUGAUUCAUACAGCAAGCUUAAUGGGUGAAAAUACAAUGGUUAUUGCUGUUACCAGAACGUAUAAUAAUACCAAACGAUUAGAAAUUUAUAACUAUGACCAUGUGUUUAAGAGAAAAUAA